Penicillium egyptiacum is the source of this 2622-nucleotide messenger RNA. Lineage: Eukaryota; Fungi; Ascomycota; Eurotiomycetes; Eurotiales; Aspergillaceae. The record is from the annotation of a GenBank genome assembly.
AUGGAGGAUACCUCCCCCACCGAGGACACUUUCGUCCAUCAAGCGGGCUCUUCUGCGUCGCCCAGCCUAAAGACGUCUUUUGAUCGGCUACCACUUAAUGUGAUUGAGCACAUCCUGUAUGCUUCCGAUGCCAAUACAUUUGCAUCAUUAUCUCUACUAAACCGAAGAUGGAAGCAUGCAUCCGAUUCCGAGGCAUUGUAUGCCUAUCAGUUGUCACGUUGUUCAUCAUUUUCCUGGGCUCGCGGGGUCAUUUCUGAGACAGAAAACCUCCCUAAACUCAAGCGCCAAUUUGUCAAGGAGGUCAGGCAGAACGCUUUCGAUGCAUUUUUACGACCCCGGCAAACUCUCGUGCGACUAAUCUCAAGUUCUAUGAGCUCAUCGACAGCGUUCCCACAGGGUGAAGUUUUUCGAUUCUCAUUUUCUGGAAAUGGUCAAUUGGUUCUCUGCAUCAGCUCUUCUCGCAUUGUUAUAUUAGACGUGGCCAAUGACCCAGUCGCCGUCAAGCAUGAGCUGGAGACUCGAAGGCGGCCACUGGGAGCCACAAUCCGUGAUGAUGGCUCACUCAUUGCUGUUUUGUCUUCCACGCAUAGAGUUCAUAUCUACCAGCUCUCAGACGAUGAAGCCAAGCACAUCCAAGUUAUCACGCUGAAUGAUGCCCCAAGGGACAUCAAAUUUUCUCCGGCAGGUAGUGUGUUAGCCUUAGCCUUUGAGGAUAGUAUUGAGGUAUAUGCUGUGGGUGAAGAGGCUUUGCCUACCGACCGCCGGGCGGUGCGUUGUCCCCGUGUCGACGCACUUUCAUUUUCGCCUGAUGGAGCAAUGCUUCUUGGCUUUGCAGCUGAAGGUAUCGUCACCAUCACCCCUCCUUUCUAUACUGAGACCGGAACGGACGCCUCACCCGAAGAACUCGAGAUGCGAAUGUGGACAACACAAAUUCUCUUUCCUGAAACAAUUGGCUGCCAUAUCACUCACGUCUCCCUUAUUGCUGGUCAUGAGGAAGCUGACGAUCACUGGGUAAUGGGAUAUGACCAACAAUUGGGGGCGUUCAGGGCGCUUCAAUUAAACAAGAAUGCGGGAAUCGUUUAUUUUGCCAGUCCAUUCCUCACAGAUGAAUCUCGGGAAAUGCGGCCAAGCAUGAGACCCGCCACGGAUGAUGCGGCAGAACUUUCUGCUUUGGGGUUUCAAGAUUCAGAAUUAUGGAUAUAUGGGAUGGCUGGGUUGGGUGCUAGUGAAAUCACUGGUACCGAGAUUGGCGGUGGUCACCAUUAUGGAGCCUGCGCUCCUCGCGACAAUCUAGCACAGCUUCAGAAGAUCGUUCAACAACCUAAGAUCUUGAUCCGGGGACGACGGGUGAGUGACAUGCACGGAAUCACAUCCGCUCAUUGGGUGCGUUCAGACUCAAGACGCCGUCGGAGACUCGUCGCGGUAGCGCCUGGUGGAGUGCGCUCACAGAACUUUGGCAGAGAAGAUAUCCCAGUCGACGGUGGUCGAAUUCUUCUCCUUGAUUUUGAGCGCUCUACUAUGAACGGUGAAGCGAUUGUGCUUGACAUCGAAAUCGGUGAAACGGCGCCCAAGAUUCUUAUGGAGCCGGGUUCCUCUUUGGCCACGGAAGUAGAGCUUGAAAGAAGGCGAACACGACUACAUCGUGGCGAUACUGCUACGACAUUCGCGGCCCUUGGUCAUUCAGCGACUACUCGAGAAUCCCGAGCUCUGCCCCUUCACUUCCGCCGCAACAGUCUUGCCAUUCCUACCUCUCCCAGCGAGACUACUCGAGGCGAGAUAAUCGACCUUCCAUAUGACAAUACACAGCCUCGUUCCAGUGAAGUUCUCCAUCGAGCUGCCACUGCGGCUGCAUCAACCCGUGGGCGAUACGACCCUCGGUAUCGUAGUUCUCACAACCCUCGACAUAUUCCCCAUGAGAGUGACGCCGAUAAUUGGGUGCCACCUCCUCCUCCUUACAAACGCGAGACAGUGGACCCGUUGCCAGAUCAUCUACAGCGACUGCUUCUCCCCCCAGUCAAUGCCGCCAAUUCUUCCCUCCUCCCUCGAAGAGAAGAAACCGUGCCUGCCGCGCAACAACCAACCCGCCCACAAUCUCUCAAUUUACAGAGAAUAGGCAAUAUAACCGGCGCCAGGCGCAGGGGAAGUUCCAUUGGCAGAGACUUUAACCCAGAUCAAUUGGUACCCCAGGAUUCGUUCACAAACGACUUCUCACCAGAGCAGCCUCGAUCUGCUUCGCGUCCACCUACAGCGAACCAAUCCACUACGCCUACGUUUGCUGUGUAUCCAGCCGAAAUACCCCCACAAGAAAACACCAUGCCUCUUCCAUAUUUGGGGGCCUCGGCACUGGGCGAUGCACUUGGCGAUGCCUACUUUCCAUACUCGGUAUCAUCGCCAAACCUUCUCCACAUCCCACAGCCAUAUGAAGACGGACAGGGCACUGCAGCAGACGACGAGCAUGAGAUACCUCGGAGGCAGCAGUCUUUCCAGAGGCGGGUUUCAACCGAACCCAGUAGCUUACCGCCACCAACGAACGAGGAAUGGCGCCGGCGGAUUCAGGAUUGGAAUGAUAACACAAUCAAGGAGCGGAGUCGUAAGCGAAGGGGGAAGUGCCAUGUCAUGUAG